This is a messenger RNA of Zingiber officinale, 1581 nucleotides long. RefSeq names its product protein NEGATIVE GRAVITROPIC RESPONSE OF ROOTS-like. The transcript has 6 exons. The coding region runs from base 532 to 1332 and encodes 266 amino acids. Gene Ontology annotation, biological process: gravitropism; regulation of growth. Lineage: Eukaryota; Viridiplantae; Streptophyta; Magnoliopsida; Zingiberales; Zingiberaceae. The record is from RefSeq and is a predicted model, not a curated record.
UUUCCUUCAUUUUAUUGUUGCUAGUAUGGUAGCAAAUUUAGGAAUAUUUUUUUUAAUCCAUUUUCGAUAAUGGGUGAAAUUUUCCAGAAUACCAGAAUAACAAUUGAUUGUUUAGAGCCCAAAUGGACAAUUUGGAUUUAUUGCUUAGAGAUAUAUCUGCAGGGAAUUUUUGUUUUUAUGGUUAUUUGACUUCUGAGAGAAGGGUGCAGCAACCUAGAAGGCUAAAAAGUAGCUUCAAGGGCUGAAGUAUUCACUCUAGGGAAUCGGACCUUAAACUAUUCCUAAUAAGAAAUGGGGAUUUGCCAUCUGCUACUAUAUAAUUCUUUUAACACUUUAUUUAACCGUCCUCGCUGCCUAUUAGCUCAAAUCCAUAUUUCUGAGAACUGGCUUUCUUUUCUUCCAUUUUAUCCACUGAAGUGUGGUGCAUUCAUAGUUUUGCAUUCUUCGACAAGAACAAGGCAGGCUUUCGAGUCUAAUUUCAUUGGCUAAGAGAUCCUCAAGGGGUUCUUUGUGUCUGGUUAGAUUAGAGCCAUGGGAAUCUUCAGCUGGGUGCAAAACAAGUUCAACGGAAGGCAGGAGAAGAGAUUUGAUGCAGGAACGUGCUCAGUCCAUUAUAAUUCUAUGCCUGAUGAUCUAAAAGAACAUAAUGGCAUACCGCAUGCAUUGCUUGCAAUUGGCACACUUGGGGAUAAUGAGUUGAAGGAAGAACCUCAGCAAGAUGACCAGCCUCAGAACCUGGAUUCCUCAGACAAAUUAUCUGAUUUCACCGUUGAAGACGCUAACAAAUUACAAAAGGAACUAAAAAAGCUAUUCUCACACAAGUCCAAGUCCAAGACUAAUGUUGGAUUGGGGAUGGGCGAAGAAGAUAGAGCCAAUUUGCCAUUGAACAGAUUCCUAAAUUGUCCGUCAAGCUUGGAGGUGGCCAGGACUGUUAGUGCAAAAUUUGAGUCAUUGGAGAAUGAAAACAGUGGUGAUCUGUCACCAAUCACCAAGCUCAUACUAUACAAACUGAAAGAUGUGUUGUUGGGUAACCACACCACCAUUAAGAAAAAAUCUAUUCCCUUUCUUCUGAAGAAGAUGUUUAUGUGUGGCAGUGGCUUUGCACCAGCUCCAAGCUUAAGAGAUCCCGUAAUUGAGUCGAGGAUGGACAAAAUCUUAAGAGGAAUUCUCUCAAAGGCAAUUUGCCAGCACUGUUCUGCUCCAAUUUCAUCAAAGAAAUAUCUAAAGAAUAAACAAAAAGAGCAAGUACACAAAGAGGAAGAGGAGUGUAGGAAGAAAGCUAAAUCAAAAUGGGUCAAAACAGAUUCAGAGUUUAUUGUUCUCGAAAUCUAGCAACCAAUUCUUGAAGAUGAACUUGGUUUGUGCAGGUAUGCAAUGGAAAGACAGCUAUGUGCAUUGGAAAGAUUGGAACCUGAUGAGGAGAAGAAAAAACUCAAAUGUUGCACUGAAUAAGCAACGAAUGAUUCGUUAUUGGGACUGCAGCUUCUCAAUGACAUAUAUGAGUGUGAUUCUGAACAAAAUGCACAAUUCGUAUAAUUAAUUGGUGAUUUCUGCAAUGCAUUUCUUUGAAUAUUCUGUGCA